UUAUUCGGUCGCGUUUUUUUUUGUUUUUAAAAGUGCAUGUCUAUUACAUAGUUUAAUAAUAAUGCUGAUUAUAUUUCCUUAUAAAAAUAAUAAAAAACCUAAACUAAUGAAUUCUAAUCUGUGAUAAGAAACUUAAGGAAUUCGCCAAGUUAUUGCGAAAAAAUGCUAAAGCACGUUUGUGUCUACCAAGCAUUAUAAUGUACAUGCAGACACAUAUACAUUCAUAACAUUUAUGUUCCGACGUUUGAAGUUUGGACUUUGUGAUGGUUUUUAGUACAAAUCAUAGUUGUGGAAAAGGAAAUUCUUAACCAUUGUUCUAUUAGUUGUUGACUAGCUUUGUUAAAUUGUUGUUAAAUUUAAAGCGAAAAAUCCACUGUAAUAUAAUGAGCGUUUUAUCAAAAUAUGUUGACCGUAUAGCAGAGACGUGCGAACAAAAUGGUCUCACUAAACACGCUUUUAGCUAUGCCUUGGUAACCGGUGCAAUAGUGGCUCUUACGAUUAAAGUGACUAUACCUUACGUGAUUCAAAAUUCUCACCAAAAGGCAAAAAUUAAAGUCAACAAGAAUGGCGCCCUUACACCAACGGAAACAGAUGGCGAUGGCUCUGAUGAAGAUUUAAAGCUGGCGGAAGCAGAAAAAUUACUAGUUGCACAGCAGCUAAAAAAAAAAACCAUUACCAUCGAGCCUGGACUAAACAAGGCGUUUUUAAAGCAGCUGGGAAUGCUGGUUAAGAUAAUGAUACCGCAAACUUUGUGCUAUGAAACUGGAUUGUUGAGCAUACACACAUUUUGCCUAAUUUCCCGAACUUUUCUUAGUAUCUAUGUAGCGGCACUGGAGGGGGCUCUUGUAAAAUUUAUUGUACGCAAGGAUAUUAAGCAGUUUGCUUUGGUUUUACUAAAAUGGUUUGGUAUCGCUAUACCAGCUACUUUCGUUAAUUCCAUGAUACGAUUUCUUGAGAGUAAAUUAGCUUUAGCGUUUAGAACCAGACUUGUGCGUCAUUCUUAUCGAUUAUAUUUUAAAAAUCAGAAUUACUAUCGAGUUUCCAAUUUGGACGGUCGUAUUGAAAAUGCAGAUCAUAGACUUACGGAGGAUAUAUCAGUGUUUGCCAGUUCUGUAGCUCAUUUGUACAGUAGCCUGACCAAGCCUUGCUUUGAUCUAAUGCUUAUUGGCUUAGCAUUAAUGAGGUCAUCAAGAAAAAUGAAAGCCAAUAUUUUAACAGGACCAGCUCUGUCGGUCAGCGUUAUUGCAUUAACAGCACACAUAUUACGUGUCGUUUCACCAAAGUUUGGCCAAUUGGUUUCGGAGGAAGCUAACCGGUAUGGAUAUCUAAGGCAUAUUCAUUCCCGGAUAAUCACCAAUGCUGAAGAAAUUGCUUUUUACGGAGGGCAUAAGGUUGAGAUGCAUCAGCUACGACAGGCCUACAAUCGUCUUGUUAACCAAAUGACUACAAUCUUUAAUCAAAAACUUUGGUUUAUAAUGCUCGAGCAAUUCUUUAUGAAAUAUGUUUGGUCCGGCACGGGUAUGAUUAUGGUAUCAUUGCCAAUUUUAACAGGGAGUAGCAGUUCUAGUGACGGACCCUUAACAGUUCGUGACAAUUCCUCCCAUGCAGAAUCGAAUGUCAGUGAACGCACACAAUAUUUAACAACAGCACGAAAUUUAUUAAUUUCCGCUGCCGAUGCCAUCGAGCGUUUAAUGUCAUCGUAUAAAGAAAUUGUUGCCCUUGCUGGGUACACAUAUCGCGUCGCCGGUAUGAUGGAUGUUUUCGAGGAAACGGCACAAGGUGUCUAUUGCAAAACGAGUGUAGUGCAAUCGGGCGAUUUAUCAAACGGAAUUAUCGAGUUUUGUAAUGGCAAACCAAUAGCAAAGGGUCGUAUAAUUUAUACGGAUGAUCCCAGAAAUAUGUCUAUAAGCCUCCGAGAAGUGCCAGUGGUGACACCAAACUGUGAUAUAGUAGUGCCAAAACUUACAUUAUGCAUCGAGCCCGGUAUUCAUUUGUUAAUAACUGGUCCAAAUGGUUGCGGUAAAUCUAGUUUAUUCAGAAUAUUAAGUGGACUUUGGCCGAUUUAUGCCGGAGAAUUGCACAUUCCCCGUCCUAUUGAAGAUGUUCCUUGUAUGUUUUAUAUUCCGCAACGUCCGUAUAUGUCCAUAGGAAGUUUAUGUGAUCAAAUUAUAUAUCCGGAUACGCGUGAUGAUAUGAAACGCAAGAAAAUAACGGAAGACGAACUAAGACAUAUUCUUAAAUUGGUCAGCCUUGAACACAUCGCCCAACGCGAUAGCUUUGACGUUGUACGUGAUUGGAAGGACAUAUUAUCGGGAGGAGAAAAACAACGUAUGGCGGUGGCUCGUCUAUUCUACCAUAAACCACGUUAUGCUCUGCUUGAUGAAUGCACGAGUGCUGUAUCGAUAGACGUUGAAAGUUCGAUUUAUGAAAUAGCCAAAGGAAUGGGCAUUACACUGCUGACAAUAACGCAUAGGCCGACUCUUUGGAAAUAUCACACGCAUAUUUUGGAGUUUGAUGGUCUGGGGAACUGGCAGUUUAGAAAAAUGAGUUCGAACGAGCAGCAAGCGGAAAAAUUCCAGCCUCAUCCAACUUCUUAAGAGUUUUUUUUAUUGUUUUAAAACUGUAUAACCAGAAUUUUACAAAAUAAAUAAAAAA
Messenger RNA from Drosophila serrata, 2655 nucleotides. It is a transcript of the gene Abcd1, whose product is annotated as ATP binding cassette subfamily D. Gene Ontology annotation, biological process: very long-chain fatty acid catabolic process; long-chain fatty acid import into peroxisome; fatty acid beta-oxidation. NCBI's taxonomy places the organism in Eukaryota, Metazoa, Arthropoda, Insecta, Diptera, Drosophilidae. Gene Ontology annotation, cellular component: peroxisomal membrane. Gene Ontology annotation, molecular function: ATP hydrolysis activity; ATP binding; ABC-type transporter activity. The record is from RefSeq and is a predicted model, not a curated record.